CAGUCGAAGUCUAGAAGUUAUACAAAUAAUAUCAAUAAUUAUUUGGAGCGCCCAUCAUCAAGGAAAAUGCCUGGGGCACCACAAUGUUCCCGCUCGUACCCCUCUUUCUUGCUAUUAAGUGACGUCACGGUGGCAUAGAGCUCUUAUCAACGCCAGCGAUAAGAAUGCGACAAAUGACGUCAAAAACAGUAGAGAACACGAAAUGAUUUAAUUAAAAGCCAGCAAGAUAGAUGGUUAGAUAGCGGAUUGUGGAACCGUUGUGCGAACAGAGAUAGCAAUCCAAUAAGUAGACCCCCGUUUGGUGGCCAUUGGAACAGUUGUUCGACGACAUGUCCGCCGUUUGGAUGGGCGUCUUCAAGGUGGCCCUGAUAGUGGGCGUUACCUCGCUGGUGGUCAGGCGCGAUUUGUCCUUACACCAAAGAACGCUUACAGUAGAAGAGGUGUACAAGGACCGCGACCAGUUCGCUGCCUUGGUGCGCGAGGUGGCCGCACCGGACGUGGGUCGCAUGGGCAUCGAGAUUCUCUCGUUUACGAUCAAGGACGUCUACGAUGAUGUGCAGUACCUGGCCUCGUUGGGCAAGGCCCAGACCGCCGUGGUCAAGCGGGAUGCCGAUGCCGGCGUGGCGGAGGCCAAUCGAGAUGCCGGAAUCCGGGAGGCGGAGUGCGAGAAGAGCGCCAUGGACGUGAAAUACUCGACGGACACGAAGAUCGAGGACAACACCAGGAUGUACAAGCUGCAGAAGGCCAAUUUCGAUCAGGAGAUCAACACGGCCAAGGCCGAAUCGCAGCUGGCCUACGAACUGCAGGCAGCCAAGAUCCGCCAGCGCAUCCGUAACGAGGAGAUCCAGAUCGAGGUGGUGGAGCGACGCAAGCAGAUCGAGAUCGAGUCGCAGGAAGUGCAGCGCAAGGAUCGCGAGCUCACUGGCACAGUCAAGCUGCCCGCCGAGGCCGAGGCCUUCCGCCUCCAGACCCUUGCGCAGGCCAAGCAAUGUCAGACCAUCGAGGGUGCCCGUGCCGAGGCGGAGCGCAUACGCAAGAUCGGAUCGGCGGAGGCCCAUGCCAUUGAGUUGGUGGGCAAGGCGGAGGCGGAACGCAUGCGGAUGAAGGCCCAUGUGUACAAGCAGUACGGCGAUGCAGCAAUCAUGAACAUUGUACUCGAAUCACUGCCCAAGAUUGCCGCUGAGGUGGCUGCACCACUGGCCAAAACCGAUGAGAUUGUCCUGAUUGGCGGCAACGAUAAUAUAACCAACGACGUGACCCGCUUGGUGGCCCAGCUACCGCCAUCGAUCAACGCCCUGACCGGAGUGGAUCUGUCCAAGGUUCUGUCCAAGAUACCGGGGGCCAAGGCGUGAAACCUAAUGGAAUGGGAUAUCCAGGAAAUGGCAAUGACAACGUAACGCAGCGCAAAGGAAUUGUAACCGAUACAAAAACCAGAUAAGGAUAGACAACCGAAUUGAGAAAGAGACGACAGGAAGCGACAAAACAAGAUGGCGAUAGUUUGCUAGAGAGGGGACGUGCAUUUGUUAGAGAGAGAAAGAGGGAAACAGCGAAACGAACUUGAAAGACUCAAGUUUCGAAAUGAAAUCGAACGUAGCUAAAUGUACUCCGAUAUUAUAAUAUAUUUAUAUAUAAUAUAUAUAUAUAUAAAUAUAUAUAUAUUUGUAUAUGUAUAUGCACACAUGCAAUACACACAUACACUUGUCUCGUCUGUGUGGUGUGCUAGUGUGUGUGUGUGAUGUUUGGCGGCGUAACAAUCAAAAACAGAACACAAAAACAACCAACGUUAAUCUCAGCUAAAGUUAUGCAUUUCGUACGCAACAUUUUGUGGCCUUUUCUCUCGAAAACGAAAAACCGAUAACGAUAACAAGAAAUCAACGUGAAAUUUGUAUAACUUUAAAACGAAAACCAUUUAAACAGAGUGUUAGCUAUUUAUUUACUAUGCUAUAUAUACUAUAUACAUGCAGACUUGCUAUACACAAAGAGCUCUUUCAUUAAACACAUAGAAUUAUAUACCAGACAGUGUUGUACAGGCAUAUAUGUAUAAUUUUACAGUUUUGUAGAGAUCUGUAUAAGUAGUCUCUCUCCAUCUUCUUCUUAUACAAUUUCUAUCUGCUUAUGGAAUUUCCAUCAGUCCAAACUACAACUACUGCCUAUCGUCUAAAGCCAAAACUUUAAGCUAGUAAGCCAAAUGGAAAGAGAGGGAGAUUGCUUUUCGAGGCGACAGAUCGAGCUACUAACCACAAAAAGCUUACAUACUUCCAGGCAAAUAAAUUAUCCAUUAUUAUGUUUUUAA
This is a messenger RNA of Drosophila mauritiana, 2293 nucleotides long. RefSeq names its product flotillin-2 (gene Flo2). The transcript has 5 exons. Gene Ontology annotation, biological process: regulation of myoblast differentiation; protein localization to plasma membrane. The record is from RefSeq and is a predicted model, not a curated record. Bases 330 to 1352 code for a protein of 340 amino acids. Lineage: Eukaryota; Metazoa; Arthropoda; Insecta; Diptera; Drosophilidae. Gene Ontology annotation, cellular component: plasma membrane.